Molecule: messenger RNA, 344 nt
Organism: Prunus avium (sweet cherry)
Lineage: Eukaryota; Viridiplantae; Streptophyta; Magnoliopsida; Rosales; Rosaceae
Source: RefSeq, a predicted model, not a curated record
AUGGACUCGGACGAAGAACAAGAGUGGGUCCCAUUUAAGAAUAGACCGGAGUGGUCGGACGUGGUUCCGGUUGAGCAAGACGACGGCCCGAACCCGGUCGUCCCCAUAGCCUACAAGGAAGAGUUCACAGAGACCAUGAACUACUUCCGAGCCCUAUACAGAGCCGAUGAGCGAUCUCCUCGUGCCCUUCAGCUCACCACGGAAGCCAUCAAAUUGAACUCAGGAAACUACACUGUUUGGCAUUUCAGGCGUUUAAUACUGAAGACGCUUAGUGCUGAUUUACAGAAUGAACUUGAUUUCACUGAAGAUAUUGCAAAGGCUAACUCAAAAAAUUAUCAGUUAUG